CUCCUCCCGAAGGCGGUGAGCGUGGGCUCCUGCAACUUCUUGCUCAGAGCUGUCAGCGCCUGUAACCUCCCGCUCUUGGGCUUCCCAGCUGGACUGACAGGACCUGGCUGUGACCCAAGCAGGGAGAUGUCUCCAGACCCUUUCUGCCUCUGAGAUGGGAGCAGUGAACUUUGUUCCAGUUUUUCCUGGCCCUCUCCCAAAUGGAGUCAGAAGCUCUCUUUUUGAAUUACUUGCAGCUUUCCCACUAAGCUUUGAAACCAUUAAUGGAAACUGAUGGCAAUGCUCUCGUUCCCUUGCGUCAGAAGACAAAAAAGAAAAGUCAAGGGUUCUUCAUAAUGAGCCGACGGAGAAUAUCGUGUAAAGAGCUGGGGCAAGCCGAUUGCCAAGGAUGGCUCUACAAAAAGAAAGAAAAAGGAGCUUUCAUUGGCAACAAAUGGAAAAAGUUCUGGUGUGUGCUGAAGGAGUCAUCGCUGUAUUGGUACAGCAGUCAGCUGGCUGAAAAAGCAGAAGGAUUCAUCAGACUUCCAGACUUCAGUGUGGACCGAGCAAUUGAAUGCAAAAAAAAACAUGCUAUUAAGAUCAGCCACCCACAGAUCAAGACAUUUUAUUUUGCAGCAGAAAAUGUUCUUGAAAUGAACACGUGGCUAAGUAAGCUGGGGAUGGCUGUAGACCCUCAGGCACCCAAUGGGAAGAAUGAGGAAGAAUGCUACAGUGAAAGUGAACAUGAUGAUCCAGAAAUAACAGACACACCACCUCCCCCCUACACAGUCCAGCUACCACCUCCUCCUCCGGAUCAGCAGAAGUCUUGUUUCACCUCGACUCUGUCAAGCGAAGCAUCUUGUUCUCUAUCCUCUCCUGAAAGCACAUUCAACUCCCAAGAGUCUUCAUCUUCCUUGACAUCCAAAGUGGUUUACUCUGAGAGGCAGUCCUGGCUUGACCUAGUUAACAGCUCUGCCACAGAAGAUGGUGAUCAGCCCUUAACUUUCUGCGUACAGAUUCACUCUGAUGAGCUGCCAGAAGUAGACUGUGGAGAAGUGGCAGAAAGCCAGGAGGUCCGGCUUUCCAAACCCGGUGGUGGAUCCCAAAACUCUUUUUUAGGUCCGGAUACACAUUGUCUAGCUGUGCCAGAUGUAACAGGACAGAGAUCACUAGCCAAAGAUCAGGAAAAAUGUGAUGACGAUGAGAUGGAGCGACUUUACAAGUCAUUAGAACAAGCAAGCUUGUCUCCCAUUGGUGAUCGUCGGCUGUCAACAAAGAAGGAGCUGAGGAAGUCAUUUAUCAAACGCAGCAAAAACCCCUCCAUUAAUGAGAAGCUUCACAAAAUUCGAAUGCUGAACAGCACAUUAAAGUGUAAGGAACAUGACCUGGCCACAAUUAACCAGUUGCUAGAGGACCCAAAGUUGACUGCAAUGAAGUACAGAGAGUGGAGAAACACAAACAUCAUGUUGGUCCAAGAUAUUUAUCAGCAGCAGGAGGUCCGGGAUGCGUCCACAGAGAAUAGUGAAGAGCAAGAGAUGACUCCACAGCCUAUCACCGAGAGUGCUAUCUGAGGCCACAGUUCAAUGGUUCAUAGCAAGAUUUUUCCCUACAGGUCUUCACAUACAGGCACUUUAAACUGCUGCAUUUUGAGGUUUGUUUUUUUCCAAGUGUUCUUCAAAAGGAAAAUAACCCCUUCUCCAAAGCUUUAAUUCCUCUUGCAAAAUUCAUUUCAUGUCAAAAGGGCAAAUUCCCCAAAUUAAAAAAGCUUGCCUGAACCUGGGCUGCAUACCUAAGAAGACUAUUUAUGAAGCAGCAAAGAGUUGUUUUUCCAUCUUUGGAGAAAUAAAUUAAAUAUGUCCAGCUCUUGGAAGCCACAGAACUGUAUAAUAUGUAUUGUAUAAAUGUGAGAUCCUUGGGGUUGUUUAACCAUGUGAUUUACUGAUAAAAGAAGCUAAAACAAUGCCAACAGAAUGUAGUCUACUCUACCUUUUUAGCCUAUAAGGUAACCUGCUGUAUGCAUUGUCAUCAUUACAUUCAUUCACUGCCACCAGUCUACCAGUUUAAACUGAGACAAAGAGAAUAGUAAUUAUGCAUGAGUUUAUACUACAGACAUCUGUCAGGCACCCAGUUUGUGCUCUGCCUGAUGUUUUAUGCUUUUCAAACUUAUUUAUGGACCAGACCAAGGUACUGUCUGUCUACAUAAAGAGGCCUCUCAAUGUUUGCUAACAUGUAAUUUACUCUUCCGUGAGGCAGCUAAUGCUUCAACAAGUUUCAGCUUUUCUGAUGGAUUUGCAGAAUUCCUUCAAGAUUGUUUUCUUCUUUUCUUAUUUCUGACAAUUGUGAAUAUAUAAGGUACAAGUUCAUCCCAGAUUCCUGCUUGGGAAGGUGAUCAAGUUCACAAUGCAGAAGCUAAAUAAUUAAAUUCCUGAUAUGGACCUGAAAGUGUAAAACAACUAGUUUUGUAAAUAUAUGUCAUUUUACGGCUUAUAUGAAUGUGACUAUGUAUUGUAUAUAUGUUUUAUUUAUAUAUUUAUAUACGCCAAAUUUCCUAAUGUAGAUAGGCACAUAUGGACCAGACCCGCCCAGAUGAGAAUGCUUACAGAUUGACUUGAAAUGUCUUUUUGUUUUUUGUUCCAUUAUAAAUCACAGUAAUGGCUCUACAACUGAGACUACACUGGGACAUCUGCUGUAAAUUUUUCUUCUGUCUUUGCAUUUUAGAUUAAGAAAAUCUGUACAAUUUAGGGCAGGAUAGUAAGUUUUCUAGGAUGUUUCAGGAUUUCACUUUGGGCAAAUAAAAGUAAAUAUGUUAA
Molecule: messenger RNA, 2789 nt
Organism: Tyto alba (common barn owl)
Lineage: Eukaryota; Metazoa; Chordata; Aves; Strigiformes; Tytonidae
Gene: IPCEF1
Product: interaction protein for cytohesin exchange factors 1
Exons: 11
Coding region: 264-1550 (428 amino acids)
Source: RefSeq, a predicted model, not a curated record